AUGUACAUCAAGGGAACAGGGAAGCAUGACAGCUGCUGCUCGCUGUUGCUCAGGCUGGUGGAUGUCAGACGGCUGGCCUGGCAUGGCAAGAUCAAGUCCCUGGAGCAGAUCUUCCUGUUCUCCCUGCCCAUCAAGGAGUAUCAGAUCGUGGACACCUUCCUGGGCUCCGCGCUGAAGGACGAGGUGAUGAAGAUCAUGCCGGUGCAGAAGCAGACGCGCGCGGGGCAGCGCACGCGCUUCAAGGCCUUUGUGGUGGUGGGCGACUACAACGGGCAUGUGGGGCUGGGCGUGAAGUGCGCCAAGGAGGUUGCCACCGCCAUCCGCGGCGCCAUCAUCCUGGCCAAGAUGGCCAUCGUCCCCGUGCGCCGCGGCUACUGGGGCAACAAGAUCGGGCCGGUGCACACCGUCCCCGGCAAGGUCACGGGCACCUGCGGCUCCGUGUCGGUGCGCCUGAUCCCCGCGCCGCGCGGCGCGGGCAUCGUGGCGGCACGCACGCCCAAGAAGGUGCUGCAGAUGGCGGGCAUCGUGGACUGCUACACCUCCUCCCGCGGCACCACCCGCACCCUGGGCAACACGGUGAAGGCCACCUACGCCGCGCUGGCCGCCACCUACGGCUUCCUCACCCCGGAGCUGUGGAAGGAGACCGUGUUCCAGAAGGGACCCUUCCAGGAGUUCACAGACUUCCUGGCCAAGCCCGUCAUCAAGGGCCACUAG
Molecule: messenger RNA, 714 nt
Organism: Auxenochlorella protothecoides
Lineage: Eukaryota; Viridiplantae; Chlorophyta; Trebouxiophyceae; Chlorellales; Chlorellaceae
Product: 40S ribosomal protein S2
Exons: 2
Coding region: 1-714 (237 amino acids)
Biological process (GO): translation
Cellular component (GO): cytosolic small ribosomal subunit; ribosome
Molecular function (GO): structural constituent of ribosome; RNA binding
Source: RefSeq, a predicted model, not a curated record